AUGACUCGAGAUCAAAAAUUCGCUCUGGUUACAGGGUGCGGUAAGGGAGGAAUUGGUGAGGCCCUCAUUCUGGAGUACACUCGCCGAGGUAUCUACGCCAUUGCCACUGUGCUUCCCACUGAGAACAGUGAUCAUCUUACGGCGGCUGGAAUUACCUGGUUUCCGCUCGAUGUGACUGAUGAACAGUCUGUGGUCGAUCUCAAGAAGAGCAUAGCUUCAGUCACUGAUGGCUAUCUGGAUUUUCUGGUAAAUAACGCUGGAAUAUGUUACACAAUGACUGCCAUCGACACCGACGUAAGUGCGGUAAAACGAAUGUUUGAUGUCAAUGUAUUUGGCCCAAUGCGUAUGGUGCAUCACUUUCAUGAUAUGCUCAUUCAGGCCACUGGAACCAUUGUUAACAUUGGAUCCAUCGGCGGCGUUGUGCCGUACAUGUACGGAGCAUCUUAUAACGCAUCCAAGGCCGCUCUUCACCAUUACUCUAAUACCUUACGUCUUGAGAUGUCACCAUUCAAUGUUAAAGUGCUUACCGUCAUCUCUGGGGAAGUUGGAACGAACAUUCUUAAAAAUGACGUCCACAGAAACUUGCCUGAAGGGUCAUACUAUUCACCUCUCGCAGUUGAGUUCAGAGAUCAUGUUCAAAGGACACCGAAGACAACAAGUCGGUUUGAAUAUGCAGAAAAUGUCGUAGCUCAGAGUCUAAAGUCGUCCCCAGCCGCAUGGUUCUGGACUGGGAGUGCUACUGGCAUCAUUAGAUUUCUGGACAUGUUCGCAUGGCGCACUAUAUGGGACUUCUUCUUCUAUCGUGAGUUUAACUUGGGAAAGGUGAAGGAUGCCUAUCUUGCAAAUCUCAAGAAGGAUAUGUAG
Messenger RNA from Trichoderma virens Gv29-8, 864 nucleotides. RefSeq lists its product as uncharacterized. The transcript is spliced from 10 exons. Lineage: Eukaryota; Fungi; Ascomycota; Sordariomycetes; Hypocreales; Hypocreaceae. Gene Ontology annotation, molecular function: triacylglycerol lipase activity; acylglycerone-phosphate reductase (NADP+) activity. Gene Ontology annotation, biological process: phosphatidic acid biosynthetic process; triglyceride catabolic process. The record is from RefSeq and is a predicted model, not a curated record. Gene Ontology annotation, cellular component: lipid droplet; endoplasmic reticulum. Bases 1 to 864 code for a protein of 287 amino acids.